AUGGCCCUCCUCCGCCGCCUCUUCAAGCCGAAAAAGCCCCAGACCUCCCCCGAGCUCUCCUCCCCAGAGGAAUCCAAAUCUGCGGCCGUGGAUGCCAAACCCCCACCAGCCGAGAAACCAGCCGAGAAGCCAGCCGAAAAACCAGUCGAAAAACUAAACCAAACAGAAGAGAACCCACUAAAAUAUACCUUCCCCGCCCCCUGGGUCCACAAAGGGGCCGGGGGAGACCAAGAGACCGCCGUCGUCCUCCACACCCCGCAGGCAGCAGAACCCCCAGCCUGCACCAAGUGCGGCGAGGCCUACAACCCGCAGUACGCUGUAGGGCUCUCCGCAUUUUUAGAUGUCAGUAAAAUGCUGCUGUCAAUGCUGUGCGUGGUCCUCGGCGUGGUCGUGAUGGUGCUGAUGUCGGCGACAUGGGUGCUGACACGGGCGUCGACGCUUCUCGAGGGCGUGCAUGCCGGGCGGGAGGAGAAGGAGGAGAAGAAGAAGGAGAAGGAGGAGGAGAAAGCGCUCAUUGGUGUUGAGAAUGAGGAGGGCGGGAGUGAGGUGGUGUUACUUCGCCGCGAUAGUCAGGGAGAGCUGUAUGAGCUGGAUAAUUAUGGUGCUCACCAGCCGGAGGAGGGGUAUGAGUUUGUGCCGGAGAUUCGGCCGGUGAUUGUGUUUAGGGAGGAGAGGUUGGCGUUUGCGGCGGCGAGGAGGGCGUGGGUAGGGGGUAGGGGGAGGGGGAGGGGGAGGGCGGCGAGUUGUGAUAGGUGA
Molecule: messenger RNA, 756 nt
Organism: Morchella sextelata
Lineage: Eukaryota; Fungi; Ascomycota; Pezizomycetes; Pezizales; Morchellaceae
Exons: 1
Coding region: 1-756 (251 amino acids)
Source: RefSeq, a predicted model, not a curated record